AUUGUCGACAGUCUGUCUUUGGCGUCGUACGUGUUCGGUCGCGGCUUUGCGUGCGUUAAGUCACAUUUCAACCGCUUAACCCCCUCGUUUUAUUUACACAUACAUUUCAGAUGCUCGUUAGGGGCACACAGACGGUGUUUGAUUGAGUGCGGGUGGAUGAAAUGCUCGGUUAGUCGCUCGAAUGGAUUAAUGGUUAACUUUUCCUCAACUGUUCCAUCAGGAUAGAGUAACUUUCCUCGGUUUCUAGAGCUUAUUAUACUUGGAUCAUUAUCUUAUCGUGUUGUUAAGUGUGCAAGAUUCAACAGUGCCAUAUUAAGUUCAGUUGUUCAUUUGUGUUCAGUACUUUUUCCAUUGGAAUUUCGCUCUGUCCAAUUGCCAUCAGCAAUAGUAGAAGGUUGUGAUAUAAUGUCGCGGCUUGAUCCGCGUCGAUAACAAAGUUAAUGACAGCCAUAUUCAGAACUUCCAUGACCAGCAUGGACAUCAAGCACGAGAUGAUCUACCGUGACGAUGACUUGCUGCUGGUUAAGUCCGAGCCCGAGCUCCUCUCGCCAUGUCCCACAAGCACCAACGGUCUGCAUACCUCAUCCACCCUCAUAUGUACGUCGUCGAACGGUCUGGUCACCAGCCUGGCCGGCACCUCGAACCACAACGGACUCAGUAGCGCGUUAUCGCCCAAUAACAAUGGACUAGUACUAAGCUCGGGGCCGUUCAGCGGCCUGGGCACCAGCCAAAACGCUAGUGUUCAGCCUGCCAAUAAGCGGCCGCGGCCGGACGAGUGGCUGAGUUCGCCCAGUCCUGGAACUAUGAGUGUCAGUGCUCCCCCCUUAACACCCUCUCCCGGUCCCCCCUCACACACGUAUACUGUUAUAAGUAACGGAUAUCCGUCGCCUAUGUCAUCAGGCAGCUACGACCCUUACAGUCCGACAAACGGAAAAAUAGGGAGGGAAGACCUUUCACCUAGUAGUCUCAAUGGAUUCAGUGCGGAUAGUGGUGAUUCGAAAAAGAAGAAAGGACCAACACCAAGGCAGCAAGAAGAAUUGUGUCUAGUGUGUGGUGACAGAGCUUCUGGAUAUCAUUAUAACGCGCUUACAUGUGAAGGUUGCAAAGGGUUCUUUCGACGGAGUGUGACGAAAAAUGCUGUUUACAAAUGCAAAUACGGUACAAACUGCGAAAUCGACAUGUACAUGAGGAGAAAAUGUCAAGAAUGUAGGCUGAAGAAAUGUCUUGCAGUGGGGAUGAGACCAGAAUGCGUGGUGCCGGAAGUUCAGUGUGCAGUGAAGAGAAAAGAGAAGAAGGCGCAGAAGGAAAAGGAUAAACCAAACAGUACAACCAACGGAUCACCAGAAGCCAUAAAAAUUGAACCACCAGAGGACUGGUUUUCAAAAUUCCAGCAACCGGAUUCUGAGAGACUGCUGUGCAAUGGCAAUAAAAAAGUGUCACCAGAGCAGGAAGAACUGAUCCAUCGAUUGGUUUUCUUCCAGACUGAACAUGAACAUCCAUCGCCAGAAGACGUCCAACGAAUAAUCAAUGCACCCAUGGAGGGCGAGGAUCAGUGUGACGUGAGAUUCAGGCAUAUAACAGAAAUAACGAUAUUGACGGUACAGUUGAUCGUGGAGUUUGCUAAGAGAUUACCGGGCUUCGAUAAACUCCUGAGGGAGGAUCAGAUUGCUCUUCUCAAGGCGUGUUCAAGUGAAGUCAUGAUGUUCAGGAUGGCCAGGAGAUACGACUUCAAUACAGACUCCAUCUUGUUCGUCAAUAACCAGCCCUACUCCAGGGAUAGUUAUAACCUUGCUGGCAUGGGGGAAACUAUCGAGGAUUUGUUGCAUUUCUGUAGGAUGAUGUACAACAUGAAGGUUGAUAACGCUGAGUACGCUCUACUUACAGCCAUCGUCAUAUUCUCAGAACGGCCAAACCUCAUGGAAGGCUGGAAGGUGGAAAAAAUCCAGGAGAUCUACCUGGAGGCCCUGAGGGCAUACGUGGACUACCGGAGAGGUCUGAAAUCGGGUACGAUAUUUGCGAAACUUCUGGCCGUGUUGACUGAAUUGAGGACAUUAGGCAACCAGAAUUCCGAAAUGUGUUUCUCGCUGAAGUUGAAGAACAAGAAACUACCGCCCUUCUUGGCCGAGAUAUGGGACGUCGACAACGUCCAUCCUUCCUCAUAGUAGACUCGGAUGUGGAUACCGUACUACCCGGAACCGGUGAUGAUGGUUUAUUUGCUGCUGUUGAAAGUGAUGUGCACGUUAGGAGAAAAAAGAAUAAUACGUCAAAUACUUAAGAAAACAGCAGUCGGAUGGCCCACCACCAAAUAGUUGGCUGUGACCUAUUGUAAAGUUAUUCAUUUUUUUACUAACAUAUUGUUGGACGGCAUCUAAGAAAUGUUACUGAGAAUAGAUAUAUUUAGAUAAAUUAGAGAUUAUUGCUCGAUUUGAACAAACUAUACGUAGAUUUUUUAUUCCUGUGCAACUUUUAUAACCACUUUAUCUCUUGGAAAAAUCGCUUACUACAUUGGUAAGACUGGACUGGACUGACUUAAAAACAGAGGUGCCUUCAAACGAAAGAUGUAGCGGAUCAUGGAAGAUAAAUGAGUGUGGUGCAGAAAGGGAAAAUAUAGAAAAUUGUAUUGUAGAUAAAGAGAAAGAUGACGAUGAAACGAUUAGGGAAUUAAAUGAUCUGAAGAAAAGGCUUAAGUGCAAUUUAGUAAAUUAUUUGGAAAAUUAGCCUGAUGUUUAGAUGGAUUUAUAAAUAGAAGAAACCAUGGCAAAGCUCACUUUAUAUCUUGAAAAGCACCAAAAAACGACCGAGUACUUCACAUUGCAGAAUAGUACACAAGAGUACCGUCCGAUCAACCCAAGAUUGAUGAUGAACAGUGAUGAGAAUUGACUAAUGGUAGUGUAAUCCGGACCUGUGCCAUGUAAGUUUACCGGGCAUGAAAAUAAUAUUAUACACAACUGGAUAAAGACUGCCUUUAACGAUACAUAAUGGAUGUUUUAACUCUUCAUCGAUGUGUAGAUUAGUCUACUCACUUUUAUACUGUGUAAAAGCUCGUUCUUUUUGCUGAUAGAAGAUAGAACAAUAAAUUUAAGAGUCACAAAUUAUACUUCAUAAUCUCAUAACUGAAUCAAAUCACCAUUGACAUUACCUCAAGCGACAUAGAUUCAAACCUAUAUACCUUGAAUUUAGUCUCAUUCUCAUUGAAGCACCAACUCAUAUGGAAUUUUCUCUCAGUUUUCAAGUGGGUAACGUAAUACCCACAUCAAAAUUGUAUGUUUGAUAUUCAUGCAAUGUCAAUUUACCUAUGUGAAGGAGAAUUCCAUUCAAGAUAUAUCUAUAUAAUUAUAUAUUCGAAAGAUGUUCAAAUUACACUAUGUGCAAAUAAAUUUUAUUUUUAUGAAUUAUUUUAUUUUGUGUUAUUGAAUUUUCCUAAAUUUCUUGUACACAGUGCCCCGACUUGGGCAUCGCAGAAGUGGCAGGGCAAAAAACAUUCAGUAUUUUUCCAUUAUUGAAAAUUUGUGCCUUGUGAAUUUUCGUCCUUCAUCAUUUGGUAACAGUACUAGGUCAUAAUGUAAUUUGAACAGAUUUAACAUCAAAUGAAUAGUGAACAUAACAUUCAUCAUUGUCUAUAAUAACAUAUUUUCAUAAAGAGACAGAAAUAUUUUUGUUUAAAUAGGGAGACAAAUUAUUUCAGCGCCAUCUUUGCCUUAUUCAGAUUUUAUAAAUAUUUAUUUUUCUUGGGAGUCAACUCAAAUUAAUAGAAGGUAUUGAGGAGCUUUCGAAAAGGUCAAAAUCACUUAUAUGAUUGUUUUCAUCGAAUGGUUACCGCUCGUGAAAUGUAAGAGAUUUUGAUCUGGAUGCAGCGUUCUAAAGAAGGCCUUCAAAAAUGUUGAAUAUUUGUUGUGUAAAUUCUCAGAAGUAUAUAUAAUUUAGUGUCGGAUUUAUCAAGGGGGAACAGAUUAAAUAUAUAAAUUUAGGUAGGGGUAAUAAGCGUACAAAUUGAAACGGUACAAACUUUCAGGAAAUUGUAUAAAAAUGGUCAUAGGUUGACUCCUUUUAGUUAACACUGCCGCAAGUGGCUCUGUCUCUGAAUCUCUCAAUGUAUCACAUCAUCCAACCAUUCAAUGUCUUUGUCUCCAUGCAGUCUUAAACGUAGAUAUUGAAAACGCGAGGUUAUUCCCGAAAGAUGUUCGGGAAAUCUUGCAACAACUGGCACAAAUUUUGACUUGAUCUAAUCCUUGUUGUUGUAUGGGCUGUAGGUGCUAUAUAAUGAAAAUCAUUAUAUAUAUUCAAUCAAAUACCUCUCGCUCAGGUCCUAGGCUCUUUGUGUCUAGUUUUCAUUUUUUCUUUUUGUUUAAUAUAGCAACUAUUACGGAUCUAACUCAACUGGAUUGAAAAUACGUAAUAUUCGACGAAAGACAACAAAAUCAGGCGUGUCGUUAAUGCAAAUCAGAAAUUAUUUCAAAUUCAAAUUUCUAGAUGAAUUUUCCGUUUGUCAGAUUUACAAUUCGAAUUUUUAAGGAGGAAUCAAUGUUGUGAAAAACCCAGCGACCUCAAAAUACUCUUCCAUCAAGUUAAGUGCCUCUAGAGCCCAUGAUUUUAUUGGUUGACACAUUUUUUGCCACUGCCAAAAUUAAGGGACUGCCAUUUCCAAUGAAGUAUUGUAGCUAAAUGUCACUCAAUGUAAUAAUUAUAUAAGAAUUUUGUAUGAAGACUGCAUGGAUCGAUCCAAACAAGGACUGUCUUGUGUAGUAUGCCGCAAUUUCUUUCAUGUUUUUGUAUUAAAUGUUCAUAAAAUUGUAUAACAUCCAAUUAUACCCACUUCUAUCAUGUAAGUUUAAGUGGAGCGAAAAGAGUUGAAUGAUAAUUGGAACUGAUGUGGAAAAGAAAAACCAUCAACUGAUCGAACUCUUCGUUAAUUUAUUUUCGCUAUUUCUACAGAAAGAACUGUUGAAAUUCAAACGUUUUCUUUCCUCUCAGUAAACAAACAAGAUAAUCUUCUACGCUCAACUUUCUUGGUUAUGUAAUUUCUUCAGUUGAUAACCAGAAAAGAUGUCACUCAAUUUUGAGUUUCAAAUGCAAACAUUAGUUGGUGAUGACCAUUCAACUAUUCAACAAUAACUUGUUAAUUUCUUAAGACAUUGAUUGAACCAUUACAAUCAGGUUAUUCUCCAAGAAUUAUUGUUGGUUUCAUGUUGAUUUCACAAGAAAUCUGUUGAAAUAUGUACUAUAAUGUAAAUAUAACAUUCAGAGGAACCUGAAUUCAUUUGUUGAGAUAUUUAUUAAGUUUACAUCCUUUUUGUUGUGGCCUUGAUCGACCUAAUACCAGAAUGAAUUCUCAGUCUGAUAUUGAGUUGAAUAAGGAUCAUUCCUAUAUGAAAAAACACAUAACUUACAAAUUAUUUUAAUUGAAAUAUCGAAAGUGCAAUAUGUACAAAAUUUACUAAUCUUACUUUUUUAUAUAUUAUUGACAUAAUUAGUACUGUAUAUCAAGAGGAUUAUUAAUAUUAAUGAGAUAUAGGUGUUACUUUUGUACCAAGCAUACUGAUUUGCAGUAUUAUACAAAUCGAGCAAUCUACCAGCCUGGUGUUGGUCAGGUUGCCUCAAUGUGAAACCACAAACUGGUGAAUCUGUCUCAAACAGUUAUGAUAUUGUUGAGUUGUAUUGAUCUUUAAUGUUCAUUAAGUGUACAGAUACCUAGAUUUUAUUUAUAACAUGACUGUUUGAUUCUUGAAUGCCUUUAUCACAGUUGACCUGCAUUUUGACCUAAAAAUCGAGUGUUUGAAAAGCAAUGAACAUGUCCGAUGAAUAUAUUUUGUGCAGUAAACCUUGAAUUGAUAGAGAAA
This is a messenger RNA of Coccinella septempunctata (seven-spotted ladybird), 5837 nucleotides long. It is a transcript of the gene EcR, whose product is annotated as ecdysone receptor. Bases 441 to 2162 code for a protein of 573 amino acids. Gene Ontology annotation, molecular function: ecdysone binding; zinc ion binding; RNA polymerase II cis-regulatory region sequence-specific DNA binding. The record is from RefSeq and is a predicted model, not a curated record. The transcript is spliced from 9 exons. Gene Ontology annotation, cellular component: nucleus. NCBI's taxonomy places the organism in Eukaryota, Metazoa, Arthropoda, Insecta, Coleoptera, Coccinellidae. Gene Ontology annotation, biological process: positive regulation of transcription by RNA polymerase II; cell differentiation; ecdysone receptor signaling pathway.